AUGGUCAUGAAGGUGGUCUCUGCAAGCGAUGUGGUUGAACCAUCUGAUACUAUAGAAAAUGUCAAAGCCAAGAUCCAGGAUAAAGAAGGAAUUCCUCCUGACCAACAGCGUUUAAUUUUUGCUGGCAAACAAUUGGAGGAUGGACGUACUCUGUCUGAUUAUAACAUCCAAAAGGAGUCAACACUUCAUCUUGUGCUGAGACUUCGUGGUGGGGCAAAGAAAAGAAAGAAGAAGUCUUACACCACUCCUAAGAAGAAUAAACAUAAGAGAAAGAAGGUGAAACUUGCCGUCCUUAAAUACUACAAGGUAAAUCAGUUUCACUGUUGCAACUUGAAUUCAGGAGAAAAAGUUGGCAGUUAUAAGCUGCAGAUUCUCAGAAAAAAAUAUUUUUUUAAGCCUGCCUUUUUUAACAUAAAGCUCAAGGUGAUAUAUAAUCAUGUAUAUGUAUAUAUACACAUACAUACAUACAUACGUACGUACGUACGUACGUACGUAUAAAUAAUCCUAACAUAU
Molecule: messenger RNA, 513 nt
Organism: Thamnophis sirtalis
Lineage: Eukaryota; Metazoa; Chordata; Lepidosauria; Squamata; Natricidae
Source: RefSeq, a predicted model, not a curated record